GUCCAAAGUCAGGAGACCAUGUCAAGAUCGGGUGACAGAACGUCCACCUUUGACCCGGCGCACAGUGACACGCUGCUGCACGGGCUCAACCUGCUGUGGAGAAAGCAGCUCUUCUGUGAUGUGACUCUCACCGCCCAAGGGCAGCAUUUCCACUGCCACAAAGCGGUGCUGGCGUCCUGCUCCCAGUACUUCAGGUCGCUGUUCUCCUCCCACAACGCCAUCGGCAACAACGAGAGCGGCAAGGGAGAUCAGGGCAGCGGCAGCACCCCCUCGUCUUCGCCCGACGACAAGUUGGUGACCCCGAGUGCCAGGCCCAUCAAUAACCUGGUCCUGCAGGGCUGCUCGUCCAUCGGACUGAGACUCGUGUUGGAGUACCUGUAUACGGCCAACGUGACUCUUUCCCUAGACACGGUGGAAGAAGUGCUGUCGGUCAGCAAGAUACUCAACAUCCCCCAGAUUACAAAGCUCAGCGUGCAAUUUCUUAACGACCAGAUCUCGGUGCAGAACUACAAGCAGAUCUGCAAGAUUGCCGCCCUACACGGACUGGACGAGACUAAGAAGCUGGCAAACAAAUACUUGGUGGAGGACGUGCUGCUUCUCAACUUCGAGGAGAUGUGCGCCAUGCUGGAUGCCCUGCCGCCGCCAGUGGAGUCAGAGCUGGCGCUCUUUCAGAUGUCGGUGCUGUGGCUGGAGCACGACCGCGAAACCCGCAUGCACUACGCACCAGACCUCAUGAAGAGGCUGCGUUUUGCUCUCAUCCCAGCCCCGGAGCUGGUAGAGCGGGUGCAAUCGGUGGACUUUAUGAGGAGUGACCCCGUGUGCCAGAAGUUGCUGUUGGAUGCCAUGAACUACCACCUGAUGCCCUUCAGACAGCACUGCAAGCAGACCACAGCCAGCAGAAUCCGUUCCAAUAAGAGAAUGCUGUUACUGGUGGGUGGUUUGCCCCCUGGACCUGAUCGCCUCCCCAGCAAUUUAGUCCAGUACUAUGACGACGAAAAAAAGACAUGGAAGAUACUCACAAUAAUGCCUUACAACAGCGCCCAUCACUGCGUGGUGGAGGUGGAAAACUUCCUGCUGCUGCUUGGCGGAGAGGAUCAGUGGAACCCCAAUGGAAAACACAGCACAAAUUUUGUAAGUCGCUAUGAUCCCAGAUUCAACAGUUGGAUACAACUUCCUCCUAUGCAGGAGAGGAGAGCCAGCUUCUUCGCCUGCCGCCUAGAAAAGCACAUGUACGUGAUCGGCGGCCGCAACGAGACUGGCUACCUCUCCAGCGUGGAAUCAUACAACCUGGAGACCAACGAGUGGAACUACGUGUCGUCUCUACCGCAGCCAUUAGCCGCCCACGCGGGAGCGGUGCACAAUGGCAAGAUCUACAUAUCAGGGGGGGUCCACAACGGCGAGUAUGUGUCGUGGUUGUACUGCUACGACCCGGUAAUGGACGUGUGGGCCCGCAAACAGGACAUGAACACAAAGCGCGCCAUUCACACGCUGGCCGGAAUGAACGAUCGCCUCUAUGCCAUCGGGGGGAACCAUUUGAAAGGUUUCUCUCAUUUAGACGUCAUGUUAGUGGAAUGUUAUGACCCCAAAGCCGACCAGUGGAACAUCCUGCAGACACCCAUCCUAGAGGGGCGCAGCGGUCCAGGAUGCACUGUCCUGGACGACAGCAUCUUUCUCGUUGGUGGUUACAGCUGGAGCAUGGGGGCGUAUAAAUCAUCAACCAUCUGCUACAGCCCUGAGAAGGCCACAUGGACAGAGCUGGAAGGUGAGGUAGCGGAACCUUUGGCGGGCCCAGCUUGUUCCACUGUCAUCCUGCCCGCGUGCCUCCCCUUCAACAAAUGA
Molecule: messenger RNA, 1839 nt
Organism: Nerophis lumbriciformis (worm pipefish)
Lineage: Eukaryota; Metazoa; Chordata; Actinopteri; Syngnathiformes; Syngnathidae
Source: RefSeq, a predicted model, not a curated record